Molecule: messenger RNA, 2173 nt
Organism: Ectocarpus siliculosus
Lineage: Eukaryota; Phaeophyceae; Ectocarpales; Ectocarpaceae
Source: the annotation of a GenBank genome assembly
AUGCGCCCGACGCCCGUUAAGUUCCAGGAUGCGGAAGAAGCACCAAGCAUGAAGCAGCAUCAGGCGCAGCACGAGGAGCUCUCGAGCACAGGGGGUGGCGGCGGCACGGCAUUCAGUCCCACUCGCAGGGUGGGUGCCCGCGGUGGCCCUCAGCUGUUCGCCCAGAAGCUGUUCACGCUCGUGGAAGAGGAGGACUCCGAGAUCGUGGAGUGGCUGCCUGACGGCUUGGCGUUUCGCGUGAAGGACAUACAACGUUUCAGCUGCGAGGUGUUGGAGAAGUACUUUAAUCACUCCAAGUUCACCUCGUUUCAGCGGCAGCUCAACCUCUACCAGUUCAAGCGCCGGAAAGGUGCGCACGCGGGGGCCUUCCACCACCCCAGCUUCCGCAGGGGGCAGCGCCACCUGCUCUCCAAGGUCCGGCGCCAAAAGGUCUCGGACGACGAAGAGUUCGGGCCGGCGGCUGCGGGGUCUCGUCGCAGCGCCCUGCGUCGGCGGGUGGACUCUGGCACCGGGGGCGGCGCGAGGUACGUUCAGGACGGCAGCAGCAACGGCGGCGACGAGAGCUCCAACGACGAGACAUGGCCGACCCAGAGUACCACCGGGGGCCUCGAGCGGGUUUCGAGCGGCGACAGCGAGGACGACCGGCUGUGCUGGGGGCAGCCCGACAACAUGAACAACCACUGGCGGGAACAGGUGCCCGGUUCGCCCGCGAGGUCUCCCACCGGCCUGCACCACGUGUUGACCCCCACCACCAUGACCUCGCCCUCCGACUACGAGCUUUCUCCUGUCGGCGAUUUCGGCGGCCUCGACCGGACGUCCUCCGUUAGCUCUUCCUUGGCCUCCUCGCUGUCCUUCUCUUCCGCGGGGUCGUCCUCGCCGAGCCAGUCCGACACGACCUUCGACCCCAGCAGCCCCUACCUGUUCCACGACACCGACUGCGACGAGAGCGGCGGCCACAGCGACCCCAUCAUCAACCGGCACUCCCCGAUGUCCAUCCACUCGCCGGUCGGGCAGGCCGUAGCGACCGUCCAGGCGGCGGCGGCGAAGGCGGCGAAGGCGGCGGCGGCGAAGGCGACCCAGGCGUCUCCAUCGAUGCAGCAGCACGACCAGGACCUCUCCCUUGCGGCGGUCGUGGGCGCCUCGCUCAACGGGUGGAACUCCCCGCACCAGUCCUCGCCGCUCUCGCACCUGGAGCAGUUCGGGUGGGGGGCCGCCAACAUCGCUAUCCCUGGCGAUGCGGGGGCCCCGUGGUCCCCCGAACCCUCGCCUGCUUCCGGGGUGCCGAUUCACCACCAGCUGUCUCAUGCGUCCCCCCACCAGGAGGACUUCGGCUUCAUCGACCUGUUCGCGGCUAACUGGGAUCCUAACGACGGCGGCAGUGCUCCUUCUAGUUCGCCUGCUUCGUCGACGGACUCGGGGGUAAGGGCCUCUUCUCCUCCCGACAACAGCAAGAGCGGCGGCGGCGGCGGCGGCGGCGGCGGUGGCGACGGGAGAAGUAUGAACAACAGCGACGCUUUCUUGAAGGAGGCACAGGCCGCCGGGGUGUUCAUCGGCGUGGAGGAUCUUCUUGUCCCCCGCAGUACUUGUAGCGUCGGUGGCGCCGCUGGUAGUUAUGGCCCCGUAGACUUUGCCUGAUAGGUAUGCAUGGGGUUAAGCUGCGAGAUUGCGCUGGAAAAAAGAGUACAGUGCAUUGGUUUCUUAUUUGAAAAAAAAGUCUGUUGUUGUUACUUACUGUGGACGAAGAGGCGAAAGCGUGGAGAAAAAAAAAGGAUCUGGAUUUAUUCGACGGGCUCGAAAAGUAUGGUCGGUGUUAUUUUACGUACGCGUUUGGAAAAUGAGAAUUGGUGGUUCGAUGUACAAUUUUUCGGUGGAACCGUCUUUUGCCUGGUUCGUUAUAGACGGUGAUAAUCUUCCGAUGACCCCGGGGUAUUUUGGAGUUUUGCAUCUGGCUGCGAGUGUUGACAGAUGGACUGCUGCAGGAGGAUUGAUUUAGGCGCGAGCACGUAUUAUACCGACGCACGGGUGGAUAUGUACGUACCUUCUGUACGCCCGGCCAUGUUCAUGUUCAUGUUCAUGCUGGUUGAUGGUUGAUAGGCCUGUACAGUCAUGAUUGUUUGUGACGUCAACUUGAUGUUGUUGGUGAUACUACCGUGGAUGGCGUACCGGUUGGCGU